Messenger RNA from Prorocentrum cordatum, 300 nucleotides. The record is from the annotation of a GenBank genome assembly. NCBI's taxonomy places the organism in Eukaryota, Dinophyceae, Prorocentrales, Prorocentraceae.
AUGAGUCGGUUUCCUGUUGGAGUGGGCACCAGUUGCGCUGUCGACAACGAUUGGAUAAUUACUUACACAGGGCGCCCUACUGGUGCUCGGUUUCGUCUCCCCGCACCCGCUUGCGAGGCUCUGUCACGCCCCAGCGGGUUUCACAGUUCCGAGUCGUUGCCAGAACUGUUCAAAUACGACGCUUUGCUACAGACAUCUGACAUUGGAGUGGCAAGCCCUGUGGUGAAUCUUGCGCUGUUAAUUUUGUCAGUUGUGGCUUUCUGGCCAGAUAGGCACCACGAAGGAUUGCUCCUGAAGUAA